AUGAAUGUUCAUUUUCGUCACUAUUUUCCUGUCUAUUAUUAUGAAAAACUCUCGAGCGCGAAAGAUUGCAGAGAAAUACUAUUACGUGACUAUUUUCCUGUACUUUUGUUGUGUCAGAAUUAUCAGGGAAAAAUUGCGGCUCCCAUGGAGGACCAAGAAAUCGAAGUGCUUUUCGAAUACCUUAAAAGGGAACCGGAGAUGUACCGGAUUUUGCAAAGGUUCGUGAGCAGGACUGUUCAGUUUGAACAGUCGCUCAUAGAAAGGAUGGCGGAGGCGGGGUGGAGGUUGGAGGAACUGGUAGGGCAGAGUGCCCAGCCAGCAAUGGAAGAGGAUCCGGUACCUCAGGAGCCGGAAUUUAACGAAGAAGAGGCAGAGUGGGCUCCUCUGCCUGAAAAUGAAAAUGGUGAUGAGGCCGAGAACUGGCCAUCAGAAGCAGAGUGGACCCCUCUGCCGGAAGACGAAGAAGAAGAAGAGCCUGAGGUACCGGGGGUACCAAUGGAGAUCGAGGAACCGGUAGAAGCAGUACGCGAACUCGUCCUGCGAACGAGGACAAUCAGAAUCCCGGUUCCUGCCAUGCAAGAAGCAAUGGCUGCGGCACCUCCGGAGAAAUUCGAACCAGCUGAUUUAAAAAAUCUUCCGGAGCAACUCCGAAGAGAGUUGAUAGUGCCGCAAGCAGAGCCAUACACGGUGGCACAAGGAGAAGGAAGCAAGAACAUCGUGUGUGGCCUCUGCUGCAGGCAGUUUGAAACGUUGAAAGGGUGGCGCAUUCACGCGUCGAGAACACACAAGCAAGAUGGCUUUUGUGCCCGUUGUGGGCAUUACCUCUUGCUGCCACCUGAAUUUACGGCCGCCCAGAGAACGGCAGCAAUGGAGCUUCAUGCCCUCGAUUGGUGCCCGAGGGCAUGCGCGGCCGUAAUAAGCAAACGACAGGUGAAGCGGCGCAGACUUGACCUGGCUAAUAUUAUUGCCUGGUCUUCCAUAUGCGGCCACCUGUCGCUGCCUGCUGCGAAUCUCCAUCCUCUUCCAAUGAAAGACGUCCAAGCUGGUUAG
This is a messenger RNA of Brugia malayi, 1050 nucleotides long. RefSeq lists its product as uncharacterized. The coding region runs from base 1 to 1050 and encodes 349 amino acids. The record is from RefSeq and is a predicted model, not a curated record. The transcript is spliced from 7 exons. NCBI's taxonomy places the organism in Eukaryota, Metazoa, Nematoda, Chromadorea, Rhabditida, Onchocercidae.